This is a messenger RNA of Fusarium redolens, 1182 nucleotides long. RefSeq lists its product as uncharacterized. The record is from RefSeq and is a predicted model, not a curated record. The transcript is spliced from 2 exons. Gene Ontology annotation, molecular function: FAD binding. Lineage: Eukaryota; Fungi; Ascomycota; Sordariomycetes; Hypocreales; Nectriaceae. The coding region runs from base 1 to 1182 and encodes 393 amino acids.
AUGCCCAAGCACAUCGCCAUCGUUGGAGCAGGACCAUCUGGUCUAAGCCUCGCGGCUCUGCUGCAACACCACUCGAUCCCCUUUACCAUUUUUGAGCGAGAAAAGUCUACCAGCUCUCGUUUCCAAGGUGGUUCUCUUGACCUUCAUCCAGAGUCCGGCCAAGCAGCUUUGUUCGAAGCUGGUCUUGAGGAGCAGUUCAAAAAGUACGCACGCUAUCAUGACCAGGACUAUCGUUUUGGCGACAAAAAAGCUGUUACUUGGUUAUUCCACAAAGCAACCGCUGAUGCCGACGGACGCCCAGAAAUAGACCGCGCAAAGCUUCGCAAGAUUCUUAUUGAGUCCCUCGACCCAGAGAAUAUUAAGUGGGAUCACCGACUCUCGGACAUUGUUCCGCAAGAGAGUGGCCGGGUUAAGUUGGUUUUUGAGAAUCAGCCUGAACCUGUUGUGACUGAUCUUCUUGUGGGGGCUGAUGGAACCUGGUCCAAGUAUACUGGUCUCGCGGUCAUUGACUGUCGUAUAUCCGACGUGGACAAGAGAUUUCCCGAGCUUGGAGAGUUCAUUGGCCGUGGCACUUCCUUCUUUCUGUCUGAAGGCAGUGGGAUUUUUAUCCAGCGCAAUGGAGAUGACAGCGUGAGAGUCUACCCCUGUCUUCGAGUCGAAGAGAACUGGCACUCAAAGGACCCCUCCUACGACUGGAAUGAUGCGAGGAAAAUGACCGACUACCUGAUUGAUAACUUCUUUUCAACUUGGGAUCCGCGUCUCCAAGAUGUCAUUCGCAAUGUCGACACGAACAUGACUCCCCGCGCGCAGUAUCGUAUGCCAUUGGGUCUUCGCUACGACCACCAUCCGGGAUUGACUCUGAUCGGAGACUCUCUCCAUGUCAUGUCAUGGUUUGCUGGAGAGGGUGCAAACUUGGCCAUGCUGGACGCUCUCGACCUUUUCCACGAAAUUCAGGCGAGUCCCGAUGAUUUGGAUCUUGCUGUCCGUCGCUAUGAGAAAAAGGUGGUGGCCACUGGACGAGCGGAUAACACAAACGAAAUGUCGCAGGACCUGCUUGUUAAGGCUAUGUCAGAUGAUGCUCCUCGAGCCUAUGUUGAAGGAAUGGCUAAGGCGAUGGAUGUUUGGUUCACUGACGGGAAGCUGUUGGACAAGAUUGACCGAGAGACAUUGUUUGAUAACUAA